This is a messenger RNA of Diabrotica virgifera virgifera (western corn rootworm), 1392 nucleotides long. RefSeq lists its product as uncharacterized. Gene Ontology annotation, molecular function: nucleic acid binding. The coding region runs from base 1 to 1392 and encodes 463 amino acids. The record is from RefSeq and is a predicted model, not a curated record. The transcript has 3 exons. Lineage: Eukaryota; Metazoa; Arthropoda; Insecta; Coleoptera; Chrysomelidae.
AUGUCAAGCACUGAUACAGCAGACGAACUGGUUGAUAUUAAUUUAACCCUCACUCCACCUAAAAAAAGACCAGUAAAGGGACAUUUUGACGUGAAAACGAAGGAAAUGAUCCUGAAUGUAUUUAAAACGGAAAUACAGGAGAACCCUACAAAGUCGAAAAGUGCGAUUUCUAUUAGGGUAGCAGAUAAAACAGGCGUAUGUAGCCGUAGUGUACGUAAUAUUGUUCAAGAAUAUGAAAAUACGGGAAUAUUGUCGACACCUAAAAAAACUGAGCAACGUCGAAGUAUUAUUAACUCGUUGGAUGACUUAACCAAAGAAGCAGUACGAAGAAUAAUACACCAGUUCUUUUUUCGGAAUGAAAUACCAACAAUAGAAAAAGUUCUGAGGGUUGUUAAUGAAGAUCCGCUUUUGCCUAACUUCAAAAGAACUACGUUUUUCAAAUUAUUGAAAGAAAUAAAUUUUAAGUUUCAACGUCGUCAGCGAAACAGUAUUUUGAUGGACAGGGAUGAAAUUGUCUUGUGGAGACGAGAAUUUCUUAUUAAAAUUAAGGCCUACAGAAACGAAAACCGUAAAAUUUAUUAUCUAGACGAGACUUGGCUAAACGCUGGUCACACCAAAUCUAAGGUAUGGGCAGACAAUUCGGUAACAUCUUAUAGACAAGCGUUUUUAGAUGGACUUUCUACGGGGUUAAAAAAUCCUGCAGGAAAGGGAAAAAGACUCAUAAUCUGUCACAUUGGCAGCGAAGAUGGGUUUGUUCCAGAAGCGCUGUGGGUGUUUGAAUCUAAAAAAAGUGUGGACUACCAUGAAGAGAUGGACGGGGAAUCCUUUGAAAACUGGUUUAAAAAUAUACUGCCCCGAUUAGAUGACAACUCCAUCAUAGUAUUGGACAACGCUCCGUAUCAUUCCAGAAAAAUGGAAAAAAUUCCGACGACCGCUUCUAGAAAAGCUGAUAUCCAAGCGUGGCUGAGAUCAAAAAAUAUAGGUUUUGAUGACUCUAUGUUAAAAGUACAACUCUUAGCUAUUGUUAAGGAACAUAAGAGUCAGUACAACAAAUAUAUUAUUGAUGAGAUGGCAAAGACCCAAAAUAAAAUAGUGUUAAGGCUGCCUCCGUAUCACUGUGAGCUCAAUCCGAUUGAGCUCAUCUGGGCAGAGGUGAAAAAUUAUGUAGCAGCCAAAAACACCACCUAUAAAUUUGCCGACAUGAAGAAUAUUUUCUAUGAUGCAAUAGAUAAUGUUAGCCCAAGUAAAUGGCAAAAAUGUGUGCAACAUGUUCAACAAAAAGUUGAGUCCAAAAUGUGGAAGUUGGAUAACAUCAUAGAGAACCAUAUUGAACCGAUAAUAAUAAAUCCAGAUGAAGACAGCAGCACAUCUAGCUUUUCAGACUCUGAAUAG